AUGAAGACACUAACAUACAUUUUUGUUCUCUGUUGUGGCCUCACUGGCCUGGCACUGUCUGAGCCAGACCAAAAGUGUUUGAGGGGGAAGGUCAUGACUUUCCCUGAACUGACCACCAAAAGCUAUGCUCAGCUUUACCCAAAUGGAAUAAUGGAUCUGUCUGCAGCCUCUGUGUGUUUGAGAUUCUACACCGAUCAAGAGAGUUCCAUUCCAUGCCUGUUUUCUCUGGCCGAAAAAGCCCAACCUAAUGACUUUUCUAUAUUACAGUCAGCAAACAAAAAUUACCAGUUGUUCAUUCAUAAUGUUCGUGCAGAAUUUAAAGGGCUGCCAUACCAUCUGAAUCAGUGGAACUCGGUGUGUGCAUCUUGGGAUUCCAAAACUGGUCUUGCUCAGAUGUUUGUCAGUCAUGAAAGCAGCAUUAGGAAGGUUUUGGGCCCUAAGCAACAUUUGAAAGGAGAACUAUGUGGUCAGUGUCAGACCACAUUUGAUGGAGGGUUAAGCCAAGACCAUACUUUCACUGGUUUCAUAUCAGAUGUGCACGUGCAUAGCACAGUCCUAACCCAUCAGAUUAAGUUCUACAUGGAGGGAAGCUCAGGCUCAGGAAAGAGGGGCACAUAUAAACUGGGAGAUUACAUUAAUUGGCACGAUCUUAAGCACACAAUUGUUGGGUCUGCUCUAGUGGAAGAAAAGCAGCAUGUAACCUUUCAUUUCAACGAAGAGGAAAAUAAGAAUUAGUGUGCUGCUGUGCUGCAUUAUAACUGACAUUGAUAUGUCAUCAGAUGCUAAAAAAACAUCUUGCAAAUGAACUGUGCUGUUUCCAAUAUUGACCAAACAAUUAACAGUUAAACAGGGACAGACUGGAGUAAGCUUUACAUUUUGAGAGUUCAAUGACCAUGCUGAGUAAAGUUGAAAAAGUGUUCUGAUCCAUGAAACUUCUGUAGACUUGUAGGUAUACCCUUCAACUCCACUUCCAUCAUUUGGGCAAUCAAAUCAAAUUCUGUCAUAAUUUACUCACCUUAAUGUCGUUUAAAACAAGUUUGAAUAACAUAGUAUAACUUUCUUUUGUGGAAUGCAUAGGAGAUGUUAGGCAGCAUAAAUAUCUCAGUCACCAUUCACUUUCAUUGCAUCUUUUUUUUUUUUUUUUUUUUUUA
Messenger RNA from Myxocyprinus asiaticus (Chinese sucker), 1151 nucleotides. It is a transcript of the gene apcs, whose product is annotated as amyloid P component, serum. The record is from RefSeq and is a predicted model, not a curated record. Lineage: Eukaryota; Metazoa; Chordata; Actinopteri; Cypriniformes; Catostomidae.